This is a messenger RNA of Magnolia sinica, 4017 nucleotides long. Its product is annotated as protein ROOT PRIMORDIUM DEFECTIVE 1. NCBI's taxonomy places the organism in Eukaryota, Viridiplantae, Streptophyta, Magnoliopsida, Magnoliales, Magnoliaceae. Bases 94 to 1296 code for a protein of 400 amino acids. The record is from RefSeq and is a predicted model, not a curated record. The transcript has a single exon. Gene Ontology annotation, molecular function: RNA binding.
AACCUGCGAGUAACGAACCCGCAAAGUGAUUCCCAGUCGAACGAACACGCACCCCCUCCUAACUCGUCUCUGUCUCUCUCUCGCCCCCAUACUAUGGCGAUUCGAAACCCCACCCUCCUGAAGAUGACCUCCAGGACCGUCCAUCAUCUCCUCUCCCGGCCCAAAACCACCUCCGCCCAAUACGUCGCCUCCCGCGCUCGUGACCCCACCUUCGAGAAGCUGAUGCGCGAGUACAAAAACCUCCUCAAGGUCGUCUCCAUCCAGGAUCUCAUACUCGCAUCCCCUACCCUCUCCAUACCCCUCCCUUACCUCUCCCGCCUCUCCCAAAAGCUCCACCUCAACCGCGGCGCCCUGUCCUUUAUCCGUAAAUACCCCCACAUCUUUGCCCUUUUCUACAACACUUCCACUUCCCAGCCCUUCUGCAAGCUCACCCAAACCGCCUUUCAAAUCUCCCGCCAAGAAUCCGCCGCAGCGGACGCUGAUAAGCCCAUGGCCGUCGAUCGCCUAGCCCGCCUCCUCUCGAUCUCGCCAUCCAGAUCUCUUCCUCUCCGGGCCAUCUUCAAGGUCUGGAGGGAACUUGGCCUCCCUGACGACUUCGAAGAUUCGGUAAUUUCCCAAAAUUCUAGCAUUUUCUCUCUCACCGACGCUCACGAACCUAACACUCACAUCUUGAAGCUGGUUGAAAACCCUAACCCUAGCGCUAGUUUCUCACCUGCAGUGGAGAAUUGGCGGAGGAGAGAGCUUGGAAACGAGAAUUCGAGACUCGAUGAGACCGAAAUCAGGUUCGGUUUUAGGCAGGAAUACCCACCCGGGAUGAAAUUGAGCAAGGAUUUUAGGGGUAGGGUUAAGGAAUGGCAGAGGCUACCGUACAUGGGGCCAUACGAGGAAAUGGGGAUAGAGGUGAGGAGAUCGAAGGCUGAGAAGAAGGGAUUGGAGAAACGGGCUGUCGGGAUCGUUCAUGAGUUCUUGAGUUUGACAGUGGAGAAGAUGGUGGAGGUGGAGAAGAUUAGCCAUUUUAGAAAGUGGUUUGGAAUUGAUUUGAACAUACGGGAUUUGUUUCUGGAUCAUCCGGCGAUUUUCUAUCUUUCAACGAAGGGGAAGAGGCACACAGUAUUCCUGAGGGAGGCGUAUGAGCGGGGGCGUUUGGUCGAUCCAAAUCCAAUAUAUGAUGCAAGGAGGAAGCUUCUUGAGCUUGUUGUUUUGGGACGGCGAGGUGUUUUUACAGGUGGUUUGGAAUCAAGGAGAGUUGGGGAGAGAGAGCCAGAGGAUGAGUUACAGGAAGAGGGCGAGGAUUGAAAUCUUUUGAUGUAGAGGGAUGGAAGUGAAAUAUCUUUAACUAGGGUAUUCACAUUGGUUGUUGAGGUGAUCUUUUUAGGGAAUUAGACGUAAGGAGAUUUGGAAGGAGAGUAGAGGUUGGGUUUUGGGAAGAGUAUGGGCUGGUAGGAAUUGAAAUUACAAAUUUUGGGAGGAAUAAAAUGGAAUCUUGUGUUGGUAUUUAGUUCAAAAUUCAUAGUGGAUGAAAAAUUGUAUUGGCCUUUCCAAACGAUUGAUGUUGGAAAUCUGCAUUGCUUGUUGAGGUGGUAUUAUGAGUGAAUUAGAGUUGAGGAGCAUUGGAGGGAGAGUAAAGGUUGGAUUGUUGGAAGAGGAUGCGGAUUGAAAUUUGAAUAUGGAAACAACUAAAAUGGAAUUUACUUGGAUAUAGAAUUGAAAAUUUGUAACGGGUGUGACCAACUGUAUUGGCUUUUUUGGACAAUCGAUAUUGACGAUUCACAUUGUUCAUUGAGGUGAUCUUUUGAGUGAAUUAGAGUUGAGGAGAGUUAGAUUGAAAGUAGAUGUUGGAUUAGGGUUUGAAAAUUUAAAUUUGGGGAGGAUUGAAGUGAAUCUUGUGUUGAAAUCUGUAAUAGGCGAGCAAUUGUAUUGGCAUUGUCAGAUGACAGAUGCUGAGUAUGAAAUGCCUUGGGUUUGUCAUGGUUAUUGAGAUGAUUUUUGCAAGUAUUUCGAAGUUGAGGAGAACCAAGGGAUGGAAGGUUGAAUUGCAAGGAGAACCUGGCAAUUGAAGAUUUUUAAAUUUCUGGGUGAAAGAGUGGAAAUGAGAUUUUGCUGAUUAAUGGAAAAGCCAUUGGACUGGUUUGAUUGGGGAGAGUUGAGAAGGGGAGGAAGAGACCAGAUUUAAAGGAAAGGAUGACUGCUGAAAAUUUGUAAAAUUUGAAAUGUCAGAGGGUUUGGAAAUUAACUUUUGGGAUUAGGUUUUGACAGGACAUUUUUUACCUAAACAACUAGAAUGUGGUGGUUCUCAGGUGGAGAUGGUGCCCAGAGUGUUGCAACUAAGGCCUCACCCCAUGUGGGGAAUGUGGAAACUCACUCUUGGAAUCCAUUAUUUCUAUAGUCGUCGGAGCUUUUGGUAUUGGUUGCAUCCUAAGCAACGAGGAAUGGAAUCUCAGGAGGGUACUGUCUGGGCCAGCUCAGUAUGCAGACAUGAUCGAUUCCAAGCCAUAUUCAGGACUAAUCCAAGCAUACUUCUUGUAGCAGGAGUAGAGUCAUGAUUUCAUGACUUGUUAAAUUGGUUCAUGAUGAGGUUAGGGACUAUACCAUUCCUUGGAGUAAAACAUUGUUUUGUCCAUAAAGUUUUGUUAUUCUGAAAAAAAAAAAAAAGAAAAAAAAAAAAAAAAAAGGAAGAAGAAAGAAAAUUUUAAUGGGCAAGAUAUUGUGGUGCAUGCCAUGCGAUUAAUAUCGAUUAACAUCCUGAGUGCGUUAGGUCAUGUGGAAUUUCUGGUUUAUAGAUUCUUACUAGUGUCUAAUUGAAAUUAAGAUGGAAGUAUCUUUCAAAAAAAAAAAGAAAGAGCAACAUUAAGAGAGAAGCUUCUUGGUUUUGUAUGGUUCAUUAAUGGGUGCGAGAUAUUUUUUCUGAUUUGUGGGAUGAUGUGAAUUUGUAGAAUAUGUAAUGAUGAAGGAUUCUAAUCUAGUAAAAUUAUUUUUUGUGGCUUCAAUCAGCUGCUGAUCUAAAUAAACUUUCACUUGGGAUAUUUGUGUGUACAUGUGCCAGUGGUUUUGUAUUUCAUAUUUGUAUAAAGCAUGUGAUAAGUUAGAUUUAACUUUUAUGGAAUUUUUCCAAUUGUAGUAUUUCAAAACAAAUCAAAAUUAAAAUAUAGAUGAUUGAGGCUGCAUGGAACUUUUGUUGGCAAUCACUCACAAACCGCCGCUGCUGUCAUCAUUUAAGCCUUAUCUCAGCUAAAUGGGGUCCUAAACAUGAAUUAUGUUUGGCUAUUCUAUUCUACCAAGGGCCAUAAUAAUAUAUUAGCAUGAGUUUGGAAUGUCAUAUCGACAGGAUUCAUGAUGAAAGUCAUGGCAAAGGUUUCACACCAGCUGCCAACCUCAUACAACCCUUCUUUAUCCAGGCUUGGGACCGGCAAUUAGAGGACAAAACUCAUGCAAGCACUAUGUAAUAGUUAUAAUAGUUUGUUACAUAGGUUGAUUAGAAUUAACAUGUUAAUCACUUGCAAACUAUAAUUUAUAUAUAAAGUGCAACAGAAAUGCUCAUUUCUGAAGAUGUUUCUUUUACUGAGAAGGGCAAGUGGCAUCUAAAGUCACUUUUUCAAACAAAUAAAAAAGUGAAUUUUUUCAGUACUUGUAGAAUGCCACAUGGCAUGCACUGAUUGGUGCUAAGGGUAUGUUUUGGACAGCCCCUGAAUUGCAAUUUAGAUGAAUACUAAUUAACCCAAAUGAUAUCUGAAAAGUUAAAUUGUUUGCAAGGCACGCGAUUAUUAAGUCCAAAUACCAUCUAAGGCCUUCAAAAUGCCAUUUGCGGGCUUCCAUUCUUAGUAGAAACUAGAAUUGCAAUUUGAAAAGGGGGGGGGGGGAGAGAUUCUCAUGCAUUUGGCUAACUAGGAUCCUUGACUGGAAGUUAUUCUUUUGAGCUGCAGGCUACCAAACAUCAGGUCCAUAAGAUGGCUAGAUUCACCAAUCACACCGAUUCUUAAACAGUCAUUGUCAAUAUAUAUAUAAAUAAAAAUAAAUAAA